Messenger RNA from Trematosphaeria pertusa, 642 nucleotides. Its product is annotated as HET-domain-containing protein. NCBI's taxonomy places the organism in Eukaryota, Fungi, Ascomycota, Dothideomycetes, Pleosporales, Trematosphaeriaceae. The annotation marks the transcript as partial. The record is from RefSeq and is a predicted model, not a curated record. The transcript has a single exon.
UGGCUGGGCUUCUGUCGAGCAAAUCACACCCGCGCAUGCCAAAGCUCUGUGGAUGUGCUUGAACAUCUACCUAUGCUGAAAGUCAUCGACUGCGCCGAUCUCAGUAUUAUUCCUCUACCUGCUCAUCAAGCCUAUGCGGCUUUGAGUUAUGUCUGGGGGCCAGUCCAGCCUCCACAUGUGGGGCGACGGAAUUCAGCGGACAAAACUCAAAGGAUCCCUCUCCCAGAGCCGUUACCACCGCUCAUUGUGGAUGCUAUUCAAGCCACCAAAUCUCUUGGAUUGAACUAUCUUUGGAUCGACCAAUAUUGUAUUGAUCAGAGCGACGCAGCUGAUAAGAUGAUUCAGAUCCAGAAUAUGGAUUUGAUAUACGAUGCUGCAGACUUCGCAAUCAUCACAGCAUCUGGAUCAGACCCAUCUCACGGGCUCCCAGGCGUCGGGCACACACCACGGAUCUCCCAGACAUGUGUCGAGAUCAACAAUGCCCAGUUCGUCUCAACGCUACCAGCACCCCAUGUACCAAUUCAGGGUUCGAAAUGGUUUACUAGGGGUUGGACAUUCCAGGAGGGCAUUCUUUCGCGGCGUCGUCUGGUCUUCACGCCUCAACAGGUGUACUUUGAAUGCAACGGCAUGCAAGCAUGCGAA